AUGUUUUGGACAAAAUGUAUAGUUUUUUCAAUCAUUUUCACGGGUUUUGUGAAUUCUGAAAAAUUCGCUUAUGUUUCGGUGUUAUCUUCAAAUGAUUUUCUGCUGCCAGCUCAGGUUUUGGGUAAGUAAAAUGUUUUGUUUGGUUAAAAAACAUAUAUAUAUUUUUUUUUGUAGCUCAUCGUUUGAAAAUGUUGAAUGACUCGAUUCCUUAUAUAAUCAUAGUUACACAGGAUAUCAAUAAUGAUUCGAUCUCAGCACUUCAAAAUCAAGGGGUUCAAAUUCAACAUGAUCUCAAAAUUGAUACCCCUUAUUUGAAAACUCAUCGAGCUAGAAAAUAUCAGGUGAGUGCACAAUUUUUUCUUUCAAAACCCCUGUCAAUUUCAGUACACAAAAAUCCGACUUUGGCAAAUGACUGAAUUUGAUGUGAUUGCUCAUUUAGAUCUUGAUGUUUUGCCAUUGGAGAAUAUUUCAAGCAUUUUUCAUUGUGGAGAUUUUUGCGCUUCUUUUAGACACUCUGACAUGUUUAAUUCGGGAGUAUUUGUAUUGAAACCUAAUAUUGAGGUAAGUUCAAAAAAAUGUUUACAAGUGUUGAAAAAAUAAGUUGGAAGGGUUGAAGAUCAGAGUGAAACCAGUCUGACAAUGCAAAAGUGCUCGGGAACUUUUUGAUAUCUAGGAGAAUUGCAAAUAUUGAUUUUAUUGAUUUGUGACCAGUGUUCAGUAUUCCGGUUUUAGGGUUAAAGGUGUUAGGAAUAUAAUUACUUUUGGAAAAGUUUCUGACAAGGAAACCUUUUUUACUCAACACUUCAAAUCAUGAUGAAAUUUGGUCCAUGGACAGCUUUUGGGACCAUAAGAACACCCUAAAAAUUUUAGUCUCCUAAUGGACCUCUGGGCCAAGUUCUGGGCUCUCAAAAGUUCAAAAAUUGCCAAAAUUGGCUCAUAAAACACGUCAUAACUCAAUUCUCGAUCAAUUUUAUGAAAAACUGAGUAGCAGAUGAUGAUCAGCGUGGUCGAUUUACCCAAAAAGCAUCAAUAAAUCGAAUUUUCAGAAAAAUUUUUGAUUUUGAAAAAAAGAAUGAGCAGGGGCACAUAUGAAUUUUCAUGUAUUUUCAGCUCAAAAAUAAAAAACUUCAAAAUUUUUCGAAAUAAAGUUUUUUAUUGAUGUACUUUUAGGUAAUCGACUAUGCUGAUCAAUAUCUGAAACUUCAUUUCUCCCAAAAAAAUUUUUGAAAUGGAGCUAUGAUGACUUUUAUGACCAUUUUUAGGCCUUUUUUGUACUUUUGAGAGCCCAGAACUUGGCUCAGAGGUCCAUUGGGAGACUGAAAUUUUUAGGGUGUUCUUAUGGUCCCAAAAGCUGUCCAUGGACCAUGAGAUAAAAAAGGUUUCCUUGUGAAAGUUUUCGGAUAACAAUUGAAAAAAAAGAAAAAUAUUCCAAAUAGCUUUCUAUGAAUCUCUGAAAAUCUCUGAAGUUUACAUUUUGAUUCAUCUUGAAACAAGUUUUAAAUAUUUUUGGAAAAUUUUAAAUUCUGAUGUGAUGAUGACAUUUUAAAUAAUUAUUCAAUUUUUUUCCAAUCGGUUCAAAAUUUCAAAUUCCCAGGUUUUCAAAGAUAUGGAAAAGCAUGUUCAAUCAAUGAUUUCUUACGAUGGCGGUGAUCAAGGAUUCCUGAAUACAUAUUUCUCCGAUCUUAAAUAUUCAGGAAUGUUCAAUGAAUAUAAUUUAACAAGAAGAUGUGAAAAUGAUAAAAUGUCAAGAUUAUCCGCUGCUUUCAAUUACGAUAUUGGAAUGUAUUAUUUGAAUGGGGGACGGUUUUUAGUUGAGCCCAAAAUCAUACAUUACACGAUGGGACCAACGAAACCAUGGUUUUGGUGGACGUAUCCUGUAUUUGAUUUGAAUCAUUAUUGGUUUACUGCACGAUUGGAAUUAGAUAGUGAAAUUGGUGAUAAUUAUUUGAUCAAUUGUUUGAGACUGGUGACUUUCAAUGUUUUGUUUAUUGCUGGGUUUUAUGCGCAAAAGAAGGUGAGUGUUUAAAUCAAAACAUCUUCUAAAAAUUAGAAUUCAACAGGUUCUUGAAUUUAUCGCUGCUGACAAUAUGAUCAAUGAAAAUCCAUCAAAAUUCGAAAAAUUAGCCUUCUGUCAUUUUAUUUAUUUAUUCAUCAUUUGGUUUAAUUUCCAAAUCACACCAAAUUAUGCAUAUCCAAUCCCAACUUGGAUAUUCUUCUCAAGUAAUGUUGCAUGGAUGACAACAAUUUUAAUCUCAACCUACACACAAAUUCGUUUUGGCAAUCAGCCAAGUAUUUUUCUUUUUGCUGGAUGUAUUCUUUUGAUCAACUUGAGUCAUUUGAUGUUUUAUGUUACCGCAGCAAUCAAUCCAUAUUUUGGAAAAAGAGCGUUGUUUGGAAUUGCUUAUUUGAUAAUUCAACAUUUUAUUGUGAGCUCUUAUAUUCGACGAUUUUUGAUAGAAAAAACACGUGGCAAACAUGUGAGAUAUCACAGGAUACCAAUUUCAAGACUUGAAUAA
This is a messenger RNA of Caenorhabditis angaria, 2516 nucleotides long. The record is from the annotation of a GenBank genome assembly. Lineage: Eukaryota; Metazoa; Nematoda; Chromadorea; Rhabditida; Rhabditidae.